UAAUUUUUUUUUUAUUGUUUUAGUAAUGACUGAAACACACAAUUUGCCAUGCACCACUAAUAUUUUUCUAAUAACAAUGUGCAGUUUAUUUUAGCAAAAUUAAUGGAAGGCACACUGACAAAAAACAAAUGGAUUCAAUACCGGGUAUACACCUCUCUGCUUAAUCUGACAGAAAUAUUUCUCUCUCUCAUUCACUCACACGUCCAUGGCACUGCCAAGCAAAAACAGGACCAGACCCAGCUUUUUUCCGUUUUCCCUAUCUGUUUCAAAUCACCAUCGUUAAACAUACGUACGUUGUCAAAUGCACACAGUUCAAUGCAGAGCCAUAAGGGGCCAGAGCAUUUAUGGACUCGUCAAUCAGUUUGAAUCAAAGUCAUUCUGGGCAGUAUUCUUAAAGUUGUAUGUGGAUUUACUACACACAUUUCACAUAUCUAUACACAAAUAAGUUACCUUUUAGACACCAAUACAACAUAAAAAUGACAUUUCCGUCUUUCCUUUUACAUACACUGAUUUCCAUAUUUUGAGAUAGGACAUGUUUUUAAACGUGUUCACAAGUUUUUCACUAAUUUUUGCAUGCUGAUAAAACGCUUUUUGAAAAUCCAUUCAUCAAGAAGAACUUCAUCAGGUAUAUUGGAUCAGUUGGUUUUUGCCGAAACCUAUUUGAAUGCCUCUAUCUCUGGAGGGAAAGUAUCCACAAGCUCUUCAAAAGCAGCAGGUAUGUCAUCAGAAGGCACAAAAUUUAAAGCAGAUAACAUUUAGACAUGUAAGGGAACCUUUUCAUUCUGUUUGUAAGCGUCCACUAAAUUAAACUCCUGCACUUUUCUCCACAGCAACUGUCUGAGAUGGAAAAGCAACCCACUAGCUACGCGCAUUUGUUACUACAUGCUUUUGUCCAGAGCGCUUUUGUCUGUGCACCCCAAUGAAGAAGAAAAGACACUUGUACAGAAAGAAUGUGCAAAGAAAUGUACAAUUGCUGCCAUAAUGUGUUGCACUGUUAGGUCUGUUGAUCGCAAUAUCGCAGAGCAUCAGUGCUUUACACCACCAGCAAAUGAAUUCAAAGCAGGGAUGAAGCUAGAGGCUCAGGACCCUCGCAAUACAACUUCUACUUGCAUAGCAACAGUUGUGGGGUUAACAGGUGCCAGGCUUCGCCUGCGGCUUGAUGGCAGUGACAAUAAAAAUGACUUUUGGCGUUUGGUUGAUUCAUCAGAAAUUCAGCCAAUUGGAAAUUGUGAGAAGAAUGGAGGCAUGCUUCAACCACCUUUGGGUUUUCGACUGAAUGCUUCUUCUUGGCCUAUGUUUCUUUUAAAAACACUAAAUGGAGCAGAGAUGGCACCAGUCCGAAUAUUUCAUAAGCAGGAACCUCCCGCCCCUGCACAAAACUACUUCAAAAUUGGAAUGAAACUAGAGGCAGUUGAUCGUAAGAACCCUCAUUUUAUCUGCCCUGCCACCAUUGGAGAAGUGCGGGGUGUAGAGGUGCUGGUCACCUUUGAUGGAUGGAGGGGAGCCUUUGAUUAUUAUUGCCGCUAUGACUCACGUGACAUCUUUCCAGUUGGCUGGUGCGCCCUUACUGGAGAUAACCUACAACCACCAGGCACCAAAGUAGUGUUGCCAAAGAGCCUUAGCAUACCUGCAGAGGGUGUCACAGAGUCUCCCAGCAUGCACCCUAUAGGCAAGGGAACUGCGGUACAAAGAGGCAGAAAGCCAGGACGCAGAAGAGGGAGACAACCAAUGAACUGGCUACAUAAAGGAGGAACUGCCCAGCAUGGAAUGGCUAAUAAUUCCAAAUCUGUAAAACCUAUUAAAAUUCCAAAAAAGAGAGGACCCAAGCCAGGCACCAAGAGAAAGCCCCGUGUUGUGCCUAAUCCUGCACCAACCUCACCAACCAGUAGUACUCCAGAACCUGAUACCAGCAGUGUGCCUCAGGACAAUGCUACAAUUCCCACAUCUGCUCUUCAGGCUCCUACGGUGUGUGUGUACCUGAACAAAAGCGGCAAUGUGGGCCCUCACCUGGACAAGAAGAAAGUGCAGAUGCUUCCGGAUCACUUUGGCCCAGCUCGAGCAUCAGUGGUUCUGCAACAGUCUGUCCAGGCCUGUAUUGACUGUGCCUACCAACAAAAAACUGUCUUCUCGUUCCUUAAACAAGGUCAUGGAGGCGAAGUGAUUUCAGCCACAUUUGACAGAGAACAGCAUACUUUGACGCUUCCAGCAGUCAACAGUGUUACUUAUAUUCUCCGAUUUUUGGAGAAACUGUGCCACAAUUUGCGUAGUGACAACUUAUUUGGAAACCAGCCAUUUACACUUGGCACUGUUGUGCAGCACAACCUCUUAGAAUUUGAGUGCGGCACGUACAUCCCAGAUAGGAAGUGUUAUGGUGAAAGUCCCCUUCUUGUUCCUGGUCGAGGAAGCAAAAGAUACCAGGAUUCUCCACCCUAUAGUGCUCCCCUCUCCCCAAAACUUACUAAAAAUGACCGACACCCCACAGAAGCGGAAACGUUCCAAAUAGAGAGUGGUCUCCCUGCAGCAACUGAACAUCGCCUCGACAGCUUUGAGUCACCUCUUGCAUCUAUAAACUCUGCUAGCCCGUCCAGGAGAGACUUCCGUUCGCCAUCCUUCAGAACACUAACACAAAGCAGCAGUCUGCCAAACUCACUGCAACGCCUUGGCUCCGGGGACCGGUUCUUAAGCUCACGAGACAGCCCACGUUCCUUUAGCAGGGAUCCCAAUCUUUGGACAGUUGAUGAUGUUAUGCAGUUUGUUCGAGAUGCUGAUCCCCAGCUUGGACCACAUGCUGAGCUUUUCAGAAAACACGAAAUUGAUGGGAAGGCUUUACUCCUGCUGCGCAGUGACAUGAUGAUGAAAUACAUGGGCCUAAAGUUGGGCCCUGCACUCAAACUCACCUUCCAUAUAGACAGACUCAAACAGGGCAAGUUCUAAGGAAGUGUUUAAUACUUUUUUUUAUAAACUGAUGCACUAAUAAGAGAUUCUAUGACAAGGAGAAGGUGGAGCAAGGUCCUAGCACAAUAACUCUGUGAGAUUUUGGGCCAGCGGUGUUCCCUUCAGUCUCUCCCAGCCCUGAUGUAGCAAGCUGAUGUGAAGUCAAGUGCAGAAAUUGAGACCUCAGAGGAGCUUUUGUUUUUUUAUUCUGUUACAAACCAACAAUUUUUAUAACAUAACUAUUCAAAAAGAGAAUAAAAAACAGUUUAUCUUUAA
Messenger RNA from Erpetoichthys calabaricus (reedfish), 3210 nucleotides. RefSeq names its product polycomb protein SCMH1. Gene Ontology annotation, molecular function: protein binding. Gene Ontology annotation, biological process: regulation of DNA-templated transcription. The coding region runs from base 883 to 2934 and encodes 683 amino acids. The record is from RefSeq and is a predicted model, not a curated record. The transcript has 12 exons. Gene Ontology annotation, cellular component: nucleus. NCBI's taxonomy places the organism in Eukaryota, Metazoa, Chordata, Cladistia, Polypteriformes, Polypteridae.